UGAAUUCUUGUUCGCUCCUUAACGUCCCUUUCUCCCAUCUCCAGAAAGAACCAAGAAAUACGACCGUUGCAACGGUUUCCCUGCCGAUCUCAGACCACGGCUCGAGUUCAAAAUGGCGUGUUCUCUGCGACGCGGCAUGAGCUCAGCUAUAGCCCGCCUUCUGCCGCCGACGAGGUUGUGUUCGUCUUCGUCGGACGCGUUGGUGGAAAUCAAGCCCGGUGAGGUCGGCAUGGUCUCCGGCAUUCCCGAACAGCACCUCCGCAGAAGAGUUGUGAUCUACUCACCUGCUCGUACUGCAACACAGCAAGGCUCUGGAAAAGUUGGCCAAUGGAAGAUCAACUUUUUGUCCACGCAAAAGUGGGAGAACCCUUUGAUGGGUUGGACAUCCACUGGAGACCCCUAUGCCAAUGUUGGUGAAGCAGGUCUUAGUUUUGACAGUGAAGAAGCUGCAAAGGCCUUCGCUGAGAAACAUGGCUGGGAGUACACGAAAGCUUCCAACGGCUAGUUUUUCAACUCCAACGGUCACAAACGGCUACAUUUCUCUUCAAUCUUUUGGGAAGCCUAUAAAUACAAGUCAUGGAUGAUCAAGAGAAGACUAAUGGAUGGAAAGGAAAUUAUUUGAGCUUAUAUCGUAUACACAUUUGUAUUUAUAUUGACUGUGCUUUAAUUUUCUCUCUUUAAGGAUUUGAUCUUCACUUGUAAUUAUUCAUUUCAAGCCUUGUAUCAUUUUUGAGAGACAUUGUAACUAAGAGAUUUAUCUCUUAGAUCCUCUCUUUGUUAUACUUGUUGUAUUUCCUAGCUUGUGUAGUUAGAGGGCCUACUUGGUUUAAGUAGGAGGUUGUAUUUCCUAGCUUGUGUAGCUAGAGGGCCUACUUGUGUAAGUAGGAGGUUUUAGUGAAUUGGUUUAAAAUCCUUAGUGGAAGCUAAGAUAGUGGAUUAGGCUUGGUUUAAGCCGAACCACUAUAAAUUCUUUGUGUCAU
This is a messenger RNA of Diospyros lotus (date-plum), 980 nucleotides long. RefSeq names its product NADH dehydrogenase [ubiquinone] iron-sulfur protein 4, mitochondrial-like. Bases 113 to 505 code for a protein of 130 amino acids. Gene Ontology annotation, biological process: electron transport chain. NCBI's taxonomy places the organism in Eukaryota, Viridiplantae, Streptophyta, Magnoliopsida, Ericales, Ebenaceae. The transcript has 4 exons. The record is from RefSeq and is a predicted model, not a curated record.